Molecule: messenger RNA, 1479 nt
Organism: Lathyrus sativus (Indian pea)
Lineage: Eukaryota; Viridiplantae; Streptophyta; Magnoliopsida; Fabales; Fabaceae
Source: the annotation of a GenBank genome assembly
AUGGAGUCUCAACAACUUCACAUAGUUUUUGUUCCAGGUCUAACUCCUGGCCAUAUGAUUCCUAUGAUAGACACUGCAAGACUAUUUGCCAAACAUGGUGUUAAUGUAACCAUCAUCAAUACUCAUGCCAAUGCUUCAACGUUUCAAAAAUUCAUAGACAGUGACUUCAAUUCUGGAUACUCCAUCAAAACUCAGCUUAUACAGUUCCCUUCAGCUCAAGUUGGUCUCCCUGAUGGAAUUGAAAACUUUAAAGAUGCCACUUCUUUGGAAAUUUAUGGUAAACUCAUGCAGGGAAAUCUGAUGCUUCAAGAUCAAAUUGAGAUUCUACUUCAAGAUCUUCAACCAGAUUGCAUAAUAAGUGAUAUGACUUAUCCUUGGACUGUUGAAUCAGCUGCGAAACUAAACAUUCCAAGGAUUUACUUUUACAGUUCAAGCCUAUUCUCCAAUUGUGCAAGUUAUCUUUUGAGAAAGUAUAGACCUCAAGAUGAUUUAGUUUCUGAUACACAGAAAUUUACUAUUCCUUGUUUGCCUCAUACCAUUGAGAUAACACCUUUGCAGUUACCUGCAUCGACAAGGGUUACCAGUCCAAACGCAAGUGCUUUUGGAGAAAUGUUUGAAUCAGAGAAAAGAAGUUAUGGAACACUAUACAAUAGCUUUCAUGAACUUGAAAGUGAUUAUGAGAAACUUCAUAAAACUACAAUAGGAAUCAAAUCUUGGAGUGUAGGGCCAGUUUCAACAUGGAUUAACAAAGAUGAUGAAAGAAAAGCCAAUAGAGGAGACAUUGGAAAAGAGGGAGAAUUAAUAAAUUGGCUUAAUUCAAAGCCAAAUGAGUCUGUUUUGUAUGUAAGUUUUGGAAGCCUUACUAGACUUUCUCGUGAACAGCUUGUGGAAAUAGCUUAUGGACUUGAAAACUCAAGUCAUAAUUUCAUUUGGGUUAUUAGAGAAAAGGAUAAAGAUGAGGAUGGAGAAGGUUUCUUACAAGAUUUCAAGCAAAGGAUGAAGGAAAACCAAAAGGGCUAUUUGAUUUGGAAUUGGGCACCACAACUUGUCAUAUUAGGCCACCCUGCAACGGGAGGGAUCGUGACUCACUGUGGUUGGAACUCAAUUCUCGAAAGUUUGAGUGCUGGUUUGCCAAUGAUCACAUGGCCAAUGUUUGCUGAGCAAUUUUACAAUGAGAAGUUGCUUGUUGAUGUUUUGAAAAUAGGAGUCUCUGUUGGAUCAAAAGUGAAUAAGUUUUGGGUUAACAUUGGUGAAGAAGUAGUGGUGAGAAGAGAAGAGAUAGCAAAGGCUGUGAAGAUUUUGAUGGGAAGUGAUGAAGAGAGCAAGGAAAUGAGAAUGAGAGCUAGAAAGCUUGCUGAUGCUGCCAAGAGGAGUAUAGAGGAAGGUGGUGACUCCUACAACAACUUGAUUGAGUUGAUUGAUGAGCUGAAAUCAUUAAAGAUUGCCAGAGAACUUGAAAAAAGAGGAUUAGAUAAUUGA